This is a messenger RNA of Nestor notabilis (Kea), 831 nucleotides long. RefSeq names its product E3 ubiquitin-protein ligase MIB1-like. The transcript is spliced from 6 exons. Lineage: Eukaryota; Metazoa; Chordata; Aves; Psittaciformes; Psittacidae. The record is from RefSeq and is a predicted model, not a curated record. Gene Ontology annotation, biological process: protein ubiquitination. Gene Ontology annotation, cellular component: cytoplasm. The annotation marks the transcript as partial. Gene Ontology annotation, molecular function: ubiquitin-protein transferase activity.
CUCUUAGUCCGUGCAGGUGCUAAACUGGAUAUUCAGGAUAAAGAUGGGGAUACUCCCCUGCAUGAAGCCCUGAGACACCACACCCUGUCACAGCUCCGCCAACUUCAAGACAUGCAAGAUGUGGGCAAGGUAGAUACUGCUUGGGAGCCAUCAAAGAACACAUUAAUAAUGGGACUUGGCACUCAGGGGGCAGAGAAGAAAAGUGCAGCAUCUAUUGCUUGCUUCUUGGCAGCCAACGGAGCUGACCUCAGCAUUCGUAAUAAGAAGGGUCAGUCUCCUCUCGAUCUCUGCCCUGAUCCUAGUCUCUGCAAAGCACUGGCUAAAUGUCACAAAGAAAAAGUCAGUGGCCAGGUUGGUUCCCGAAGUCCAUCUAUGAUCAACAAUGAUUCUGAAACCUUAGAAGAAUGUAUGGUGUGUUCAGACAUGAAGAGAGAUACUCUGUUUGGCCCAUGUGGACACAUUGCCACAUGUUCUCUGUGCUCACCACGAGUGAAAAAAUGCCUCAUCUGUAAAGAACAAGUUCAGUCUAGGACAAAGAUUGAAGAAUGUGUAGUGUGUUCAGACAAAAAGGCAGCUGUGCUUUUCCAGCCUUGUGGUCAUAUGUGUGCCUGUGAGAAUUGUGCAAGCUUGAUGAAGAAAUGUGUACAGUGUCGGGCAGUGGUUGAGCGAAGAGUGCCUUUCAUAAUGUGCUGCGGAGGGAAAGGUACAGAAGAUACCACUGAUGAUAUUUCAAGUGGAAACAUUCCAGUUUUGCAGAAAGACAAAGACAACACCAAUGUCAAUGCAGAUGUACAGAAGCUGCAACAACAGUUACAAGACAUUAAGGAACAG